AUGGGCAUCCAAGGGCUCCUCAAGGCUCUGGAGGAUGUGCAGCGCGAAUGCCACAUCAAGGAGUUUGGUGGAAAGAAAGCAGCCAUUGAUGCUCAUGGUUGGUUGCAUGCUGCCUUGGCAGGAAGGGCUAUGGAUGUUGAGCUCGACGUCGAUGACCAGGUUCAUGUCCAAUACUGUGCGAAAAGGAUCUCGAUGCUGCGAAGAUUUGGAGUCGAGCCAGUCUUUGUGUUUGAUGGCGCAGCGCUGCCGGCAAAGGCAGCAUUGCUAGAGGAGCGGCGUCAGCGAAGGGAGCACAUGAGAAGGGAAGGCCAGCUUCGACUGAGUGAAGGAGACUUUGCGCAGGCGAAGUCAUGCCUUGCCCAGGCAGUGGAAAUCAAAGACCACCAAAUCGAUGAUGUCGUGCGCUUGCUUGCUGCGGAAGAAGUCAGGUACAUCCACGCACCUUGUGAAGCCGACGCUCAAAUGGUUUAUUUGGCUUGGCAGGGUUAUGUUGACUUCUGCAUCUCGGAAGACAGCGAUCUCCUCGCCCUUGGCUCCCCUCAAGUGCUCUACAAGCUCCGUGGCGAUGGACAUGGCAGAGAGAUUCUCUUGGAUGAUGCACUGAAUGGCCGAAGCUUGGAGGACUUCCAGGCAAUUUGCAUCUUGAUGGGUUGCGACUACUUGCCUCGUCUUCGCGGGGUUGGGCCCGCGCUGGCCGUCCAAGUGGUGGCGGCGCGCGGCUGCGAAGCGGAGGCCGUUGCCAGGGAGCUUCGGGUUCGUGGAAUCUCUGUGCCGUCUGAGUACGCCGAGCACUUCCGGCUGGCGAGCAAGGUUUUUCAGCUGCAGCCCGUGUACGAGCCUCGUAGCGGCCGACAGAUUCCUCUUCGGAGCUCGCAGGAACUGCACACAGCGCCUAUGCAGCUCGCGAGCCAUGCUGGGAGCUCUGCUACGCAGGAAGCCGAGGCUUCUUGCCGCGAUGGUCUGGUGCCGAUUGAGGCACCUCGAGGUCGAGUGGGUCGGAAGGAAUCCCCCGGCCGGAGCCGCAGCCGGCGCAGCCGCACCCCUGCACGGCGAGAAGGUUGCAGUGGCAGUGGCAGCGCAUUUGUCAGCGACUCUUUGGAACAAGCCAGGUCUGCUCAGCAGGGUGCGAUGACCCUGGACGAAUUCAUUCGACGAGAGCGAGUAGAACGCAGAGGAGGCUCACAAGCACCACGCAAAGAGCAGAGAGCUGAGCAUGGAGCUGGUGAGGGAGACGCAGACCCAUCGUUGAGUGUUGCGGGGAAGUCGCGCUUCUUUGGACGGCGCUCCAAAACGGGCAGCCUGUGGUCGGACUGCCUGCAGUGUGAAAAGCCUUGGUCCGCUCUUCGACAGGGCUCUUUUAUGAUGGGCUCAUGGAUGCCGCUGAGCCUUCUGCUGCGAGCAGGCCACAGCGGGAAUCAGACAGCCCAGAGCCCAGCGCCAUACUUUCUGGGUCAUCACUACAGAUGGGACCAGCGUCCCAUCGACGAGGAAGCGUGGAGCGGGGGAAAAAGGGGCUACGGCGAGUGGUCCUGGAAAGGAGGGAAGGGACACAGCAAAGGACGUGGAAGGCGGCGAAAAGGCGAAGGGAAAUGGGCUCCGAAGGGAGCAAGAGACGCGCCUGAAGAAGGUUGGGACGGUGGUUGGGAAGAAGGCAAGCUGCAGCCGGGCAAAGAUUCCUUCCGUCGUGGCAAGGGGUCUUCUGGAAUCGUGGCUUCAGACCUGUUGGGUGAAUGGCUGGAUGGGCAGGACAACGAUGUUGUCGUGCAGUCUGGUCCCGAGCGUUCCCGGCCACUGACUGCCCGUUUGGCUCGUCGAGGGGGCCGUGAACAGGUGCUGUCUCUGCGGCGAGAGCCUGAAUCCGAUUGCUGGGCGUGUGGAAAUGCUGUUCUGGACAAAGCCGCCUCUACCGCGAAUGUCCUAGUCUGGGCUGCAUACGACGGCCGCCGGAGCGUCUGGCGCAGGAAAGAGGUGUCGGAUCAAGCCGAGCCCAACGAUCUGCUGCCGUGGUUGCUGAAAGCUCCGGCUUUGCUAGGUGCCUCCAAAGCAGAGGAGGAACAAGAGCCGCAGGCCAAAGCUGCCAACGGCCGAGUUGCAGAAGGUUUUGCGCCGCGUCCACGUCGGCAGAGGAAUUGGAGCUCGAUCUCCAUGGACAGCGACGUAGCCGGAGUUUUCGUCGGACAACCAGACGGGGAGGAUCCAAAAGAUGGGGAAGAAGAAGGAGUUCCACCAACCAGUGACCAGGAAACGCCACCGGAUCGGCCACCGGCAGAGGAAGCAGCGCGACUUCCAGCAGUUUUCGACACUGACAAUGCUUCGGCUGAUGCGGCCAGAGUCUCUGCAAUCCUGGACGCUCGGCAAGUGCUUGGAUCGGCAAGCAACUUCCAGGAGAUUUUUAGCCAUCUCCUGAUCGACCACGACUUGCUGUGCCAAGAGGGAGAGGACCCUAUGGUUCCCUCGAUUGAUUCGGCCCUUUGGCAGAGGCUGCCAGAUGCACCUCGCCGCAACGUGCUGCACCGACUUUCAGCGUUCCAGAACAGCAGUUUCGUUCCCGGAAGCUACGUGGCGGAGUUUCCUGCCGGGAACUGGAGCGAGCUCUUCGUGGGCCGCCACCGCUUCCCAGUGCUGCAGACGGACAUCCAGGCGUUGCUGCGACGCUACACUCUGUCAGCGGACAAUGUCGCUUCUCGGGCCUCUGCCAUGGCACGAGUCUUCGCCCUCUACCGAGCACUGGAGAACCCAGUGUUGACUGCUGGCCAAAGAAGUUCACACCAGCUUUGUACCUGGCGGCCGACUUCGAAAGAAGCAGCCGACGUGGAGUACGAGCUCUUCGCGUCGCCCUUCAAUGCUCGAGUCAGCAACGGCAAGUAUGCUUCCCGCUUCCCUCACGCCGAGAAGAUCUUUGGCUCGGCGGGCUCGUAUCCGGAUGUACUUGACGAGUGGCCAUCCACAGCUGUGGUGUCGGUCAAUCCGCCAUUUUCGGAUGCGUAUUUGGACGAUGUUGUGGGCAAGCAGCUGGACCGAAUUGUCGCGGGCUUCAAGAAGGUUCAUCUUUUCGUACCUGUUCGUGAUGCGCCGUGGCGAAAGCAACUGCGCCGUCUUUCCAAUGCGCGGUUUGUACAGGACUUCUUCGAUGCAACCGCAUUGAAGGACCGGCAUUUGGAGCAGCCGGUGCUUCACUGGGAGGGAAGUGAGCUCGCACCAGCUGAAUCUUAG
Molecule: messenger RNA, 3213 nt
Organism: Symbiodinium sp. CCMP2592
Lineage: Eukaryota; Dinophyceae; Suessiales; Symbiodiniaceae
Source: the annotation of a GenBank genome assembly